Molecule: messenger RNA, 993 nt
Organism: Trypanosoma cruzi
Lineage: Eukaryota; Euglenozoa; Kinetoplastea; Trypanosomatida; Trypanosomatidae
Product: protein kinase, putative
Exons: 1
Coding region: 1-993 (330 amino acids)
Biological process (GO): G1/S transition of mitotic cell cycle; regulation of gene expression; signal transduction
Cellular component (GO): cyclin-dependent protein kinase holoenzyme complex; cytoplasm; nucleus
Molecular function (GO): cyclin-dependent protein serine/threonine kinase activity; ATP binding; cyclin binding
Source: RefSeq, a predicted model, not a curated record
AUGAAUCCAGCAGCAGGGGGUGUGGUAUACGACACGCUGUCGUCACAGCCGCAGAGGAGUAUGCCCCAACCACACUACGCCGCAUUGGAAGCCAAUGAGCGUUACUUUCGUCAGGAGAAAGUAGGUGAAGGGUCAUACGGUGUUGUGUACAAAUGCCUUGAUAGACAAACAGGUCGCAUUGUCGCCGUGAAACGGAUCUCGUUGAAGCUUAAGGAUGAAGGGGUACCGGCAACGGCGGUACGGGAAGUGUCUCUUCUUCGAGAAUUGAAUCAUCCGUACGUUGUGCAGCUUCUUGAUGUAUCCCUUCAGGAUUCAAAGUUGCUUCUUAUCUUUGAAUACAUGGAAAAGGAUUUGCAGGGAUUAUUGAAGCAGCGAAACACACCACUUGUAGGAGGAAAACUGCAACGUAUUAUGUUUCAGUUAUUGUUAGGAUUACACGCCUGUCACAGCCGUCGCUUCGUACAUCGUGAUAUUAAGCCAAGCAAUAUUCUCAUCAGUCGCGAUGAGUCGGUGGUGAAAUUGGCGGAUUUUGGUUUGGGUCGUGCCUUUCGUGUUCCGCUGCAAACAUACACAACGGAGGUGAUGACACUGUGGUACCGCGCACCGGAGGUCUUACUCGGGGAUAAUCAUUACCUCCCUGCCAUUGAUGUGUGGUCGAUGGGAUGUGUCAUGGCAGAACUUGCGAAAGGAACGCCUCUUUUUGCCGCUGAUACCGCCAUCAGUCAAUUGUUUGCCAUAUUCCAAGUCCUCGGCACCCCGUCGGAGUCUACAUGGCGUGGUGUGUCCUCCUUGUCGCACCACAAUGUCGACUUCCCUCAGUGGCGGCCUACCUCACUGAGUAGUGUCAUCCCCACACUGGAGCCAGAGGGAAUCGAUCUGCUGCAACGCAUGCUGCUGUACGAUCCACGUCAGCGUAUCACCGCGUAUGACGCGCUUCGUCACAGCUGGUUUGACGACGUGCGGCAUGACAUGAGUGAAGAGGCCGCUCUUUAA